Penicillium manginii is the source of this 303-nucleotide messenger RNA. RefSeq lists its product as uncharacterized. The transcript has a single exon. Lineage: Eukaryota; Fungi; Ascomycota; Eurotiomycetes; Eurotiales; Aspergillaceae. The record is from RefSeq and is a predicted model, not a curated record. Bases 1 to 303 code for a protein of 100 amino acids.
AUGAGUAUUGCUCAGGCUGCCAGUGGCGCCCCGAUCAGCUUAUUCCGCCAGCUCAGCUUCCUUUUAGGUCAAAUCCUGGUCGGAAGCCACCUCGAUAGCUACUUCGUGUUUCUCUCUCCUGGCACAGUAUUACGCUUUGCAGCAAACUCCGGAAACGACAGCGUUUCAACGAUUGUGAUUAACAAAGCGAUGGUAGAGGUGAGCACCACGGAAGAGAAAUGUACCCUUGGAAUCGCCAAUCCUAUAAUCGAGGAAAAGCUCUUCGGGGAGGCUCCAAGUCUCGAGGUCAGCUUAGCUCCCUAG